Molecule: messenger RNA, 2719 nt
Organism: Hipposideros armiger (great roundleaf bat)
Lineage: Eukaryota; Metazoa; Chordata; Mammalia; Chiroptera; Hipposideridae
Gene: NXT2
Product: nuclear transport factor 2 like export factor 2
Exons: 5
Coding region: 134-700 (188 amino acids)
Biological process (GO): nucleocytoplasmic transport
Source: RefSeq, a predicted model, not a curated record
AUGAUUCCUAUAGGCCGCAGGUCGGUCUUGCCUCAGGUUUCUCUUUUGAUCUUCAGCUAGCCUUGACCCCGCCUCUUGAGGCAAAGAACGCCCCUUAUUGGACCUCUUAGUUGUUUUUCGUGUGUCUCAGGGCAUGGGGUUGGAGAAGUGGGCGGCGCGUCAGAGGAAUUUUUUUUUUCUUCCAAACUGGAUCUCAAACAUCAGAGAGAGCUGGCCACGUGAGAGCGUAGAGACUCCGCUACUGACUGCACAGGCUUCUCCCAGCUCCCCGAUGGCCGCGGCUGUGGAUUUUAAAACUUAUGUAGAUCAGGCAUGUAGAGCUGCUGAGGAAUUUGUCAAUAUUUACUAUGACACAAUGGACAAAAGAAGACGGGCACUGCCCAGGCUUUAUUUGGACAAGGCCACUUUAAUAUGGAAUGGAAAUGUUGUUUCAGGACUGGAUGCCCUAGCUAAUUUUUUUGAUGUGUUGCCUGCUAGUGAAUUCCAGGUCAAUAUGUUAGAUUGCCAACCAGUUCAUGAGCAAGCUACUCAGGCCCAGACUACAGUUCUUGUUGUGACCAGUGGAACUGUGAAGUUUGACGGAAACAAGCAACACUUCUUCAAUCAAAACUUCCUGCUGACUGCGCAGUCCACUCCGAACAGCACUGUGUGGAAGAUUGCAAGUGAUUGCUUCCGUUUUCAAGAUUGGUCUAGUAACUAAAGGGGGCAAAAACCCAUCUCCUUUGGUCCAUUAGUUCCAGAAAAACAAAUUUAUGUGAGUUCAUUAAUUUCAUUGUGGAAGCACUAUAAACUAUUUUGUGCUGAAACUAAAUUUCUGUAAUCUUUUUUAUUCCUAGCAGCAGCUUUUCUAGCAGCUGCCCAUUUGGCUCAUUGCCCUUAAGAGCUUUAAUGCUAGUUUUUUACAUGCCUUAUAUACAUUUCACUAAUGACAUUCUUACAGUAAUAUUAUAAACACACCUCUGUAUGAACAUAUUCACUGUGAGUCCAGCCUAUGGCAAAAUUGAAAUCUUUUUAUAAUGUCUGAGAUAUCAGCACAACAUAACUCUGGGAGAAAAUGGAGUAUUUUUUUCUUAUUAGGUUAUUUUGUAGAACACAUACCUAUUUUCAGUAAAUGCUGCUAAUACAGUUUUAUUAUAACGCUAUAUACUAACAGUUUUAAAUCAAUUCAAUGUAAACAUUACUAAUUUAGGUUUGCAUAACUACUCUGACAUUAGAAUCCCACGUAGAGAUGUUCAGUAGUCUUUCACGUUAAGUAAUGUUUUUUAAUGUUGACAUGUUCUUAUGAAGUGAAUUAAUCUACUAGAGAGGUGUAAAAUAUUAUUAAUUGAUACCUGAGUAUUGAUUGCACUCAGUGACUUAAAGCAAAACUUCUUAAAAGGCUUUUUCGUGGCAGCUCCAGGUUUAUAACUUUAGGUAAAGAAUGGUAGUGGGACUAAUAGCUUUAAUGGGAGAAUGUGGAGUGAGAAAUAUAGAAAGCCAAGGUUGGCCAAAAGUUAGGAGGAGUGGCCAAAUGGUAUGUUUUUAGUACUUGUCUUCUACCUUCUAAAAAUGUAGACUAUUUUUAGGAUGUAAGUCAUUAACGUAAUAACUAUCAUUGCCAAAUGGUUAUGAGUAUCACUUUCAUUCUAAAAAUGAUUUUUAAAGGUUUUUCCAGUUUACCUCAUACUUAUCACUAAUAUAUGUCUCAAUUUAUUCAACAACUUAAGGGGGUAAAAUAUCAGCAAUAAACCUGACCCUGCAGCAGGGUCUGACAGGAAAGUUGGAAACAAAGCCAUUGCUGUCUCUUUCGGACACCCUUGAUUUCUAAGUCUUCCAUGUGAACUUCAGGCCAAAAGUCUUAUGUAUUAUCUGCCCCCAAAGUAAGUGAUUUGUUUCCUGUGUUCUACUGUUAUACACUGUCAACUGCAUUAUCUUUUUUUUUACUCAGUAAAGUUAAACAUUGAAUGUUAUGAUUUGGUCUUCCAUAUGGCAUUGUGAGCAAAUAGAUUUGUUUUAAAACACGUUCCUGUUAUGUGGCUAACUCUUUGUUUUUGUAAUGAGAAAAUAGAGAGCAUCAGAUCUUCAUAAGCCCAUACACUUGAAAAGAACAAAUUGAUUCAUUUUAUGUUAACAUCUAAAGGGAAAGAAAUACAGCUUUGGUUUUUGGUUAAACUUUAAACAUUGUUCUGUUCUUGAAUUUAUUGUUUUAAGGUUUUUAAAGUGGAUGUGCCAGCUUUAUUUCUACAUUGCAACUCAAUGUUUCUUAUCACUUAAUUUGGAAACCAGUAAUUCAUUUCCUCUUGCCCCAAACUACACACCAACAUUUCUGAUAUAUUACAAAAAUACAAUUAAAUAGGAGAAGGGGGUGGACCUGCAAUGUAGACCACUCCUUCUUGUAGUACUAAUCAAAACUGAUAUGUCAUAUUUUAUUCAAUGAGCUUAUUCUGAUUUUGGAUUGGCUUUCUAAAACCACAGCUUUAGCAUUAAUAAUCAGAAUGCUCAAACACUGCUCUUUCCCUUGUGGAGAGCACUCUCAAGUAAAAGCUGCAUAUAACAAGCAAUAAUUGGAUUGAAUGGUUGUUGUAUACUAGUCAUGAAGUAUGUUUUAAGACUGUAUAUGAAUUGCUUUUUCCAAACUGUAUACCUUUUAAAUGGCUGGAACUACUCUUAAUAUGGACUAGACUGUAUUUUUGACAUAUUUUUGUAAAUUGAAAAAAAUAAAAUUUGCCGUUUUCUUUAA